Molecule: messenger RNA, 876 nt
Organism: Vigna umbellata (rice bean)
Lineage: Eukaryota; Viridiplantae; Streptophyta; Magnoliopsida; Fabales; Fabaceae
Product: large ribosomal subunit protein bL12c-like
Biological process (GO): translation
Cellular component (GO): chloroplast; ribosome
Molecular function (GO): mRNA binding; structural constituent of ribosome
Source: RefSeq, a predicted model, not a curated record
AUCUUCAGUGUUCACUUCAAUUUGCAUCACUUUUCAUCUUCUCUCCCUCAAAUUCCAAAUCUCACAAACCUUUUUCAUCACAAAAAUGGCUUCGACAACUUUAACAGCCCUUACCCUUCGUUCUCUAUCUUAUCCAACACCCUCCUCUUACCCUACGCACCUCUCCGCCAAACCCUCCCUCCAAUUCCCCAGCUUCUUCCACCGCGCCACCACCACCACGCGCCGGGCACGCGUCGUUGUGUCUGCCGUCGAAGCGCCGGAGAAAAUCACGACUCUCGGCGACGCAAUCGCCGGACUCACCCUGGAGGAGGCGAAGACUCUCGUGGACUUCCUCCAGGACAAGCUCGGGGUCUCCGCAGCGUCCUUCGCUCCCGUGGCUGCCGUCGCGGCUCCCGGAGGCGCCGCUGCGGAUGCGGCGCCGGUGGUGGAAGAGAAGACGGAGUUCGACGUCGUGAUCGAGGAGGUGCCGAGCAAUGCGAGAAUCGCCGUGAUUAAGGCCGUGAGAGCGUUGACGAGCCUGGCGCUGAAGGAGGCGAAGGAGUUGAUCGAAGGAUUGCCGAAGAAGUUCAAGGAAGGGAUUUCAAAGGAAGAAGCGGAAGAUGCGAAGAAGCAACUCGAAGAAGCUGGUGCCAAGAUUGCCAUUGUUUAGGACUUGCUGUUUUUGCUUUGUUGUACUCAGGUGUUUGUCGAAACGGGGUGAACUGGUGCAGGUUUUUUUAUAUCAGUCAAAUAAUGAACUGAAUUAAGAAUUGGUAAUGGCGUCCAAAAAUCAUAAUCCAGAACAUGUGGAUAAAAUUUAUUUGAUAUCUGUUACUAUGAUGUUUAAUUAGUAAUGUAGAAUUCUCAGCAUUCUUCACAUUUUUAGAACAUACUCAA